AUUAAGUUUUUUUUUGCGGGGGCCGUACACAAUUAAGUUGAGUCGAGUAGCACCACCACCAGCUAGCUAGCAAUGGCCUGCACGCCCACCGAUGGCCCCACCAUGGACGUCCCCAUGGUACACAGAAGCUGCCCGCCCAGAGGCGGCGGCGUCUCCACCAAUUUCAAGGUUACUUGUGACUUCGGUGGAACGGUGGAGAACGCCAAGGUGAACGUCAGCAAGUUGUAUCUACGCCAAAUCUUUGCGGGCUGCAACGCGAAUCAGUCAAACGUGAUACAGCCCAAUGCCGCGACAGGGCUUGGUAAAACUGUUGUGAACAAUUGGGGGAUCUAUGACGGCCCUUGCUCCCAGGCGAAACUGGUUGCCCACGGGCACGGCAUGCACACACUUGCCGGCAAAUGGAGCAAUUGGUUCACCCUGGUGUUUGUGGCCGGAAGGUUCAAAGGGUCCACUCUUCAGGUUAUGGGAGCUAAUGAUGAUGAUGAAGAAAAUGAGUGGGCCAUUGUAGGUGGGACCGGUGAAUUCUCAAUGGCACGUGGUGUCAUCAACAAAAGAGUACACAGUUGCAUAGGCAAUACAAUAACACAAGAGCUUACUAUUGAAUUUUUCUGCCGCAUGAAGGAGGUCGUCGUCUGUCCACCUACACAGAUCGCUCCACCUAUAGAGAUCACUGCACCUACAAAGAUCCAUGCACCUAUAAAGCAAGGACCAUGGGGUGGAAUGACUGGAGGCUCCCUUCAUGAAAUGGGAGGCAAAUCACGUCGUCUAGAAAGUGUAACAAUCUACCAUCAUGGUGCAGUUGAAGGGCUUCAGUUUUCCUACGUUGACGAAGACGGGCAAAUCCACACCACUGAUACUUGGGGUGUCAAUCGGGGCUUGUUCACGAACGAAAUAAAGUUUGGCCCAUCAGAGUUUGUGAAGCAGAUCAGUGGGGCUGGGACAUUGGGAUCCUGGCUAUCACAACUUAAGAUCGUCACCAACACCAAUACGUAUGGUCCUUUCGGAACUAUCCCCAGCCAAGCAUUCAGCUAUACCGUGCCGGAGAAUGCGACCGUGGUGGGCUUCUUUGCAGAAACUCUAAAUGUUUUCAUCACAAGGAUUGGUGUUUACACAAUCCCUAAAUAAUUCAGUAUUCGACCGUGCUGCUGCCUGCAGCUACCUGCAUGUUCCUUUUAAUCAUCAAAGUGUUUGAUUUCCUACCUUUUCUGCCGUUCCAGCAAUAAGAUGGCUAGCUAACAAGGGUGUCCCGUUGUUUAUGCCUGUUUUGUGGCUUUUUCAUAAAUCAAAUCGAUGGUGUAACAUUUUUCUUUUGCUUUCCCUUUGCAAUGUUCAAUGAUGUAAUUUUCAGAGAUUGUUUUCUUCAGAAUAAAACAGAUCAAUGUUAAAGUGGAA
Messenger RNA from Triticum aestivum (bread wheat), 1392 nucleotides. RefSeq lists its product as uncharacterized. Bases 73 to 1125 code for a protein of 350 amino acids. The transcript has 4 exons. The record is from RefSeq and is a predicted model, not a curated record. NCBI's taxonomy places the organism in Eukaryota, Viridiplantae, Streptophyta, Magnoliopsida, Poales, Poaceae.